UCAGCACCCCGUGGCCGGACGACACCUGUUCUUCCCUGCAGGCCUACCUCACCUGUCUCCUGAAGGCAUCGCUCUCCCACCGUAUGCACCAAGAGAUGUCUGCCAUCGACGGUAAGGAUGCGGUGGAUAUCGUGUGUAACACGGAGAGUGAGGAGAGAGAUGAGACUCUGCUGGCCCUCUGCAGAGCCUUCCUCUCUCAGCAACUGCACAGAGGAGACAUGAAUUGCCUGUGGGAUCUGGUGUUCAUAUGGAGUAAACUCCAUCUGCGGGUCAACCCUUCCAAACAGGUCUUCCUGGAAGAGAGCCAUCGGCUGAUGCUGUCCGCCACCAACAUCAAAUCAAUAUUCCCUUUCAUGAGAGUGAUCCUUGCAGAGCUGGGGAAGGAUGGUCUCCAGUUCUGUGUGGAGCUCUGCACCCACGCCCUCCAGACGAACCCCUGCGACUCCGCCACCAAGUCCCUCAUCUACAAGACGGUGGCCUACCUCCUCCCCAACGACCUGGAGGUCUGCCGGGCCUGCGCCCUCCUCGUCUUCUUCCUGGAGCGCACCGUGGAGGCCUACAAAACUGUGCUCCUCCUCUACACCCACCCCGACCAGGAGUACAACGCCGAGGCCGGCCCCAUCGGAAACCACAUCCGCUUUGAGAUCCUCCAGACCCUGAAGAGAGGCCUCUACUUUGACCCGGAGUUCUGGAACCUUUUGAAUCUCCGGACCAACUGCCUGAAGCUGAUGAGCGAGAAGAAGGCGGCGUUGGCAAGGAUGGUGGAGGAGGAGGAUGGGUGGGUGUCCAACUACUGCACCACCACCACCAAAGAGCCCUGUCGCGGCCGGAGCGCUGACCUGUCUGAGCGCGUGCAGACUAAACACGUAGAGAUUAAACCGGCUAAACCAGCACAGAAACACGUUCAGAUUAAACCCUUUCACCAGGUAACGGCGCCCAAAAGGCGGUUCCAAAAAGAAGAGAAGAAUCACAUUUCGACGGCGCCGGUGGCGGCCAAACGUGUCAAAGCUCAAAGGUUGGAAAAGACCGUAGAAAAUACCUCUGUCGAGCCGCGGCAGCCGCCUGUUAAUCAUGUGACGGCGAAAGCUAAGAAGGAGAAGCCGGCUGAACCCCCUGAAGUUGAGGAACAACCCGUAUUAAAAAGAAGAGGAAGGAAGCCUGGGCCGAAGCCGGGACCGCGGUCGCCUGCGAGAGCGACGGAGUCCUCAGCCGAGACCGCCUCUGUCAGACGGUCCUUCAGACAACUGGACAUGGCGCAGGAGAACCUGGCCAGGCAAGUCGGUCACGGACAACACAGGCACAUGACCAGACUCUCAGAGAAGAAACCUCCGAAACGGCGGGGCAGGAAACCCCGUUGGCUACUGGAAGGCACGUUCCAGGCUGAGAACAGCGCUCCCCGGACGGGUCGCCAACCGGGCAGGAAACCCCCGCGGCAGAAGACCCAGCAGACGCCAGCGGAGAAGACUGGUGCCGCUGUCAACGAAAGCGCAGCCGGACAAAAGGACGCCGCGACGUCGCGAAAUAAAACUGCGGCCGCUCGUCUGACAGCGCCGAGGGAACAGGAAGGUAAACGCCGGGAGGAGACUCCUGCUACCAACCGCCUACCGGCAGCGGCUCCUGCUUCUGACUUGAAGCUGGAGGUCUCCUUACCUGACAACGAAGUGAUCGGGGUCUUCCCUGAGGACUCUCCCAGUAGGCGAGGACUGGUGACUCCAAACCGUGACGAGUCUAAGGCGCCGAUCCAGGCACAGUAUCAGGUGAAGCAUCGACUCGGAGAGGAGUUUAUCCUUUCCACUCGGAACGCCAGUCUCUUCAUACAGCGGUUGCACAGCUACGCCCAGACGCCCAAUGCGGAAGGUGUCACGUUGAACGCUGAGACCUGUUUGUUGAAAGCGACGGAUUUCCGUCCCUCCCUAAACCAAAGUUGUCUGCCGGUGCCGGGCGACGCUUCAGGGUUAUUUUACCAGACGUCCGCAACGGAAAUGGAAGUUGAGGUCUCCUCGCAAACUGUCACUCCAACUGACGUUACUUUCACACCACGAGGUGGAGCUGUUGAACGCGUUGAAAUUCCCAAGAAUGAGGAAGGAUUCUCUACUGAUCCUGGGCAAAAAUGUCCUCUAUCCGUUCCCUCAGUGAAUGCCAUUGUUCCUAACAAUACAGGUAGAAGAAGAACAAUAAAUACAGAAGUAACUAAUUUUCCAAGAGAACCAAUGGAAGUUACCAAUGUUCCAAAAAAGCUAAUGGCUUCUGAAGUCAGGGAUGUUUUAGAAUCGUCAAGGAAUACAGAAGUUACUGAUAUUCUGAAAGAGGCUAUGGAUAUAGCAAACAUUGGUGUGGAAGAAGCAAUGAUGGGUGACACUGGCAGCGUCCCUGAAAAGGAAACUCCAGAGCUUGUUGCUCCUACACCUUUCUGCUGGUUGGCUAAUAGCUCAAUGGAAGCGUUUGCCAGAGAGUUUGAAAAGUUUGCCAAGGGUCCGGAUUCUGAUGUAGAGAAAAACCAGGAGCCGGUGACACCACAGACCACAGAUAACGUCUCGCACAAAACCUUGGAGACGACAUUGUCAACAUCCCCAAAAGUCAUCCCUGAGGACAUCACAGACCCAGUGGUCCCUGAGGACACUUCAAAAGUAACCGAAGACACCCUGCAAAACAUGGACACUCCACACACCCAACAGCUUACAGAGGAGAUCCCACAGAAUACACAUGAUACCCCACAGUACCACGAGAACACGUCAAUGCACACUGCAGACACCCAACUGGACAUUAAGGGUACUUCACAAAACACGGCGCCGGAGGAUACCCCAGUGGCCAUUGAGAACUUCCCACAGCUCACUGGUGAGACCCGACAGCUUGAGAAACCCCUGAAAGGCACUGUGGAUACUCCAGAGGUCCCUGUGGACUCGCCGCAGGACAGUGACACCCCUCAGAUCACCGAAGACCCCCCACAGAUUACACAGGACAUCGGACAGCUCACGGAGGACACCCCGGAAGUCACUUUCACAGAAGUCACUGUGGAUACUCCAAAGGCUGUGGACACACUAUCACAGAACACACAGGAGGACAGCUCGGAGGCAAUUGAGGAUACCCUGAAAGUCACUGAAACCCCCCAGAAAGUCACUGAAGACGGCCUGUGCGUCACUGUAGAUGCCUCCAAGCACAUUGAGGACAACCUACAAAUACAAAACACUGCCGACACCCUACAGGACACCCCAAAAGCCCCAAUGGUUGAUGAAAAGCCCACCAAGGACACACGGGACGCCACACAUAACAAUGGGGACACCCAACAGGUCACUGAGGACACCCCAAGAGUCCCUGAAGACGCGUCACGUGAACCCAAAGACACCUCAAAGGUCACCGGAGAUACCCCAAUCGUCUCUGAGGACACCCUAAAAGUAACCAUUGAUACUUCGGAGGUCACUGAAGACCUCUCAAUGAUCGCUGAAGACACCCCGAAAGUCUCUGAAGUUACCCCACAGAACACACAGUACAACUCACUGGUCACUCUGAAAGUCACUGAAAGUGCUCACAUUCCUAAGGUCACCCCAAGAGUCCCUGAAAACACGUCACAGGACCCCAAAGUCACUGAAGACUCUCCACAUAAAACACAGGACACCCCAAAAAUCACUAAGGACACCCCAAUGGUCUCUGGGGAUAUCGCACAAAAUCCUGAAGAAGGCACCCCACAGGAGAAUGAGGACAGCCAACUGGCAUAUCGCUGUAGUCUCUGCAACAAGGUUUUCAGAGGCAAACGUGUCAUAACCCACGCCAUGUACCACUUCCGCAGGGACCAAUGUAUGUUCUGUAGGAUGCUGUUCAAAAAUGACCUCCUCGCCAUGAUGCAUCUAUCCCAACACAUCGAGAAGUUGAAAAAAGGAACCGUACCGGCUGAUUUUGAGGAGGUCCACGAGAACUGGACACCUGACACGCCUGAACGCUCAACGCAGAGGGGGAGACGGGGGCGCAAGAGGAUCUCCGUAAACUCCACAGAUACCGCAGAGCCAGCUCCACCGGAUUACAGGAAGCUACGGUCGACGAGCAAUAGGAUCUCUGUAAACUCCACAGAUAGCACAGAGUCAACUCCACCGGAUCGCAGGAUCUUACGGUCUAAACCUAAGCUACGGUCGAGCACUAGGCUCUCAACUGACUCUCGACCUUCCCCAGAGACUAGACUCACAACAGAAGAGUCUGAAGACAAGCAGUCGAUACAGAGGGUCAAUGGACACGUGGGCAGAAGACGGGUUGAGGUUGAAGGAACUGAGCGUGACGGUGAUACUCGGGCAGAGGAACAAGAGAAGAUCAGUAGGCGACAAGAGGAGGAGCACUCGGCUCUGGAACAGAGGGAAGAACCCGUGGAGAUCUCUACAUCAACAGGUGAACAAGGGGGAACGUCUUACUCUCCUCUGACAAAGACUUUGGAAGAAGAAGAGCAACCAUGCUCCUCAGCGAAGACCAUGGAGGACAAAACAGAAUCUCAGUCUGUGUUGGUAACACAGGACAGGCUUUCAGUUUCCCCUCUAGAGACCUCCGUUCAGGGCAAGGAGACUCCCAGCAGCUGCCCUGUGGAGGGAUGCGCAGAGAUAUUCAUUGGAAAACGGCGUUCUCUCCUCGGACAUAUUCUGGAUGAUCACCGCGGCGACGCCAAACCCUUGGAAACGACAUUCCGCCACGGGAAUGGAAAAUGCAGUAUUUGCCAGAAGCCUGGGAUGACUUUGCAGCAUUACCAGCACCACAUUGCAUGGCACAGAGGAAUCCCCAGGCAUCCCUGUCUACAUCAUGGGUGUAAAGCCCGGUUCAGUGCAGCGCCAGAAAUGAGAAACCACGCCAAGACCCACCAGCCCCUCCGGGCGGUGUGCUGCUUCCCGGGCUGUCAGGAGCGCUCGGCUUGUCUUCUGGAGCUGAACCGUCACGAACGAGAACACUAUCGUCUCCCAGAGGAAGGGGAGGAUGCGCCUGUUUUUGAUACCCUUGUCGCCAACGCCGCCUCCGUAAAGGUGAUAAAAAAGUGCAAGGUGACGAAGAAGCCGAAGAAGAUGAAGGGUGUGAAGAGACGAUGGGCUCCUGGAGAAAAGGAGGCGUCAGCUGCUGAUCCCACUACUACAGCAAAGGUAACCAGGAAGUGUGACUUCACCAAGACGUUAAAGAAAACACAGGUCAUAAAGAAACGGCGUGUUCAUAAAGACAGUGAUCCCCCUGCUUCUGCUCCCCCUACCGUCUCUGUAAAGGUAACGAGUAAGUUGAAGAAAUUGCAGGUUAAGAGGAAACCGUGUGUUGGUAAGAAAAUGAACGCCCCAACGGCUCCCAUCACCACCGCCGCUGAACAAGUGACCAAGAAGUUAAAGAUGAUGCAUAAAAAGGUAAAGAAAGCGUGGGCUGUGAAGAGACAGAACGUCAGCAAAGAAAAUUAUACUCCAACCGGACCGCUCACCUCCACCACAAUUACCACCACUGAAGAAGUUACCAAAAAGCAAAAUAUUAUAAAUAAGUCGGAGAAAAUACGGGUUGUUAAGAAACCGAAUGUUGCCGAAGAAAAGGAAACUGGUCCAGCCACCGACGAAGAGGUGGCAGAAAAAUCAAAGGUGGCUGAUAAGUUAAAGAGAACACCACCUGUAAAGAAACAGAGCGUUAACAAAGACCCCAGGAAGAUCUCAAGUGUUAGCACCGACAAGGAUACCCCAACUGUUCCUCCCACCGCCGCUCCAAAGGACCCCAAGAAGUUACCCAAGGUGACGGAUAAGUUAAAGAAAACGACACUAGUUCUGAAGAAACAAAGAGUCAAAGAACCCAAGAGGCCUGCGGGCGAAGAACACAAGAAGACCUCCAAAAAGCCUGCCAAGUCAAAGACCUCUGGUCCAGAGAAACGCGUUAAUGAAGUUACAGAAGUGCCAGGAAGUGAAGACACAGAGGUGGUAGGAGGUCAAUCAGAGGAAGAAGAUGAUAAACCAUUGGUGGGAACAUCAGACUCAACAGCUAGCAGUGUCUGUGACCAGAAGAUGGUUAACGGACACUUAAAGGAGAUCACUAAAGAAUCACCAAAAUACCAGAAAAGUAUUAAAACAAGCACAGACACCAAAUCCAAGAAAUGCAAACCACGGAACCAUAAACCCACUACUCCCAAAACCCCUACAACUACUCCCAAAACCCCUAUCAAGAAGGAAGCGGCGAAACCCCCCACUUUCUUUGGGAAGAUUAGCAACAGGCCGUACAUUCGGCCUCCGCCCACAGCCUACCUAGACGAGAGGUACACCACCAUGCCGAAACGCAGGAAAGAGAUGUCCUGGACCCUGGAUCGCUCUCCGAUCUGCCCAACCCUGGUGGAGGCCGCGGGGGAGACGGGCACACGGUUGGUCCAUAGGCAGCGCUGUGCCAAGUGUUUCUUGUCCUUCGACAGUGGAGAGGAGUUACAGACGCACCUCUCGCUGAAGAAGUGCGCAAACCUUUUCGGCUUCGACUCAGACGAGGAGAGUAAGUAAAUGCUGAAGCUGAUGGACAAGAGGACAUGUUUGGAUGUGCUGCUGCUGGGGGGGGAUGUUGAAACCCCUCCAAAACCUGCUAGGGGUGUUGUUGAACCCCUUUUUGACCCUGCUACCUUACUGAGGAUGACCAGGGUUACAGGACUCUUAACAUGAUAUGCUGGCUAGCCUGGGGACAGCCAGGCCUUCCUUUGUGACUGAAGCUGGCCGACGGCUACAGCAGGAAGACCCCUCUCAACCCUGCUACCUUUUAUUGAAGAGGAUUCUUACAGAGUUAACUCUUACAUGACAUGCCGGCUAGCCUGGGGACAGCCAGGCCUUCCUUUGUGACUGAUGCUGGCCGACGGCUACAGCAGGAAGACUGGGAGAACAUUUUUAAGGGUUGUGACCAUUCUUCCCACGUUCCGUCUCCCUUGGUCAUAGGAGUAACCUAUAACCUUUUUGAACCCCGACCUCAAAUCCAAAGUUUAGGGGUCUUUUGGGCUGUCCGAUUGGUUGAUGGACCAGGAAGUGUGGGUGAACUAAAGCCUAGAGGCCUUGUGAGGUGGACACUAUGAGAACGGUAGGGCCGUCGGACAGUCAAUGUAUUAUUUAGUUUAUUUGUUUUCACAGUAUUUUACUUUGGACUGAAGAAGUGCCUGGACCCAACCUGCCACUUCCUGCUUCUCUUCUAUUGGUCAGUGGUCCAUGGACUGCAUCCCCAAAAUGGCACCCUAUUCCCUCUAUAGUGCACUACCCUAUGUGGACACUCUGGUCUAAAGUAGUGCACUACAAAGGGAAUAGGGUGUAAUUUGGGACGCCGAGAGUUACGGCUGCGUCAAGGAAUGACUCUUGAAGCUGUGAGAACUGAUUUUUAUGCAGGGAUGUGAACUAUACAACAUGUUCAGAUAUUUAACACACUAAAAAUAUAGCUCAUCUUUUUUUUUUGCUUUUGCACUUCUCCCCUAACCCAGCAGUUCGAUAUCCCUGUUUCCCCUCCUGCUGCAAUGUUCUGCUGAUCCCAUUUGGCUUUUUUUUUAAACGAUUGUCAUUGCAAUGGAUGAUGACACACUGAACCGUCUGAGGAUUCGUCCCAAAUGGCAACCUGUUCCCUUUAUAGUGCACUGCUUUUGUAGUAUAAAGGGAGAAGUAGUACACUAUGUAGGCAGUGCCGGGUUUAGAAAUCAGCCCCCUGGGCUUUUUUUUUCUUUCUUUUUUAUAGGACCCCCCUUACCGGCACACCAUAAUUUUCUGUAAACCAAUCCGUGCACCAAGAUGCAAUUCGAUGCAUGGUACAUUUUUAUUAGCUGAAGAAAAAUACCCUUUAUAAUAGAGCCAUAACAUUGGCAGUAUUUAAUUUGUUUAAACUAAUUUCAUGCAAUUCUACGUCAUUUACAUGACAGGAGAUAUUAGCUGAAUCUUUUUAAUACCACACAAAUGACCGAAACGAGUGGCUACUCUGACAAACUGGGAUCAGUCUGGUAUUGAAUUCAAACAAACGAUUGCCCAGGCCAAUGAAGCGACACACAGAUUGUACAAUAUUAGGAGUGUGUGUGUGUGUGUGUAUAUAUAUAUAUAUAUAUAUAUAUAUAUAUAUAUAUAUAUAUAUAUAAUAAUAGGCUACUAAAUACAAUUUCCAGUGGCACACUGAACGAUGAAGCCAUAGUGAUGGCCGACGCGCUCCUUACAUUUACGUCAUUUAGCAGACGCUCUUAUCCAGAGCGACUUACAAAUAGGUGCAUUCACCUUAUAGGCA
This is a messenger RNA of Coregonus clupeaformis (lake whitefish), 8205 nucleotides long. RefSeq lists its product as uncharacterized. Gene Ontology annotation, cellular component: nucleus. The transcript has 5 exons. The record is from RefSeq and is a predicted model, not a curated record. Bases 84 to 6470 code for a protein of 2128 amino acids. Gene Ontology annotation, biological process: regulation of transcription by RNA polymerase II. NCBI's taxonomy places the organism in Eukaryota, Metazoa, Chordata, Actinopteri, Salmoniformes, Salmonidae. Gene Ontology annotation, molecular function: DNA-binding transcription factor activity, RNA polymerase II-specific; DNA binding.